Messenger RNA from Culex quinquefasciatus (southern house mosquito), 3244 nucleotides. RefSeq names its product putative transcription factor SOX-15 (gene Sox15). The record is from RefSeq and is a predicted model, not a curated record. The coding region runs from base 722 to 3142 and encodes 806 amino acids. Gene Ontology annotation, biological process: regulation of DNA-templated transcription; cell differentiation; anatomical structure morphogenesis. Lineage: Eukaryota; Metazoa; Arthropoda; Insecta; Diptera; Culicidae. The transcript has 3 exons. Gene Ontology annotation, molecular function: RNA polymerase II cis-regulatory region sequence-specific DNA binding; DNA-binding transcription factor activity, RNA polymerase II-specific.
CGUACGGCACUUUCCGAGGUCUCUCACUCGAGGAGUAACGCGCGCACGUACCGCACACGUUCCAGGAGGUUGUCGGGUUUUUUAGUUUUGUUCAGCGAGUUUUCGAGUGGUUCCGUUGAUUGAACAUCGAGUAGUUCGUAGAUCGACCGGCUGAUCCUGCGCAAGGAUCGUGGCGCAGAUCGUCGGAUCGUGUUGUUGGAGUUUCUUGUGGGGUGUUGUGUCUGCUUGAAGAACAAUCAAAAGUGUGUUUAAUUGGAUAAUUACGGGCGAUGUGAAGUCAAGCAGUUGAAGCAGACUUGAAACGUCGACGACUUCACGGAACGUAGAAGAAGAGAGGAAGGAUUCGCAGUGGAUUACGCGAAGUGAGGGAACAAACAACAAAGGGUAGCAAGGUGUAUAGCGUCAAGGUGUACUAAUUGGUAAUGUGACAAAUAGUUAAGCGGCUUAUUCGUGUUCAGCGCGGAAGACGUAUUAAUCAGUGAGUAAACACCUGGAUUCAACGGAGCAAUGUGAUCGGAGUUGUGCUGAAGGAAGAGCGAUCAACUAGUGGCAAUAAACAGCAAUCGUGAAGUGAUGAGAACGUGCAAGCUGGAUUCAGCUAAUUAGAAAAGUAUCAACAAAUCAGAACAAAGACCUGCAGGUCGACAUCAAGUGAAGUGGACAAAGCAUCUUCGUCGAAGAGAAUCCUACCGAAGAAUCCUUGGAAAGUUGAAGCAGAACCAUGGAGUCAGACGGAGAACGUGACAACGGUUACGGUCAUUACAACUCACCACAGCAUCCUCAGUCGGCAGCCCAACAGAGCUACCACCGAUCAUACGAGGACUACAUGCAGCAACAACAACAACAGCAAAACCAGCAACAGAGUCAACAGAACCAGUCAUCACAGGCCAGUUCGCCGCUACCCGGAGGCGGAGGUAGUGGCAGUAUGCUAGCCCCCCAGAGUCCGGGAAUGCUCGGCUCGGCCGGCGGCAGCAACGGCAUGAUGCACUCGCCGCUGAUGCAGUCCCACUCGCCGUUGCAUCCCUCGAACGCGGGCCUGCUGAACUCGCAGUCCCCGCUGCUGUCGAACUCACCCCUGAUGAGUCAGUACUCGCCGUAUCAGGACGUCAUACCGACGAUCCUCCCCCAGGAUGAUCCCGGUGGAUGGGGUGGCUACACGCUCGCUCCGGGACCGUAUCAGAGUGAAUUUUGUGCCUCCAACUACGGGGUGUUGCACCAGCGGCAAGCCUACGGGGGUCCCGGGGGGAAGAUGGGACCCCACUCGACGCUCAAGAGUGCCAAGGAAGCGCGCAUCCGGCGACCGAUGAACGCGUUCAUGGUGUGGGCCAAGGUCGAGCGGAAGAAGCUCGCCGACGAGAAUCCAGAUCUCCACAACGCCGAUCUCAGUAAAAUGCUAGGUAAAAAAUGGCGCUCGUUGACACCGCAGGAUCGACGACCGUACGUUGAGGAGGCCGAGCGGCUCCGGGUGAUCCACAUGACCGAGCAUCCCAACUACAAGUACAGGCCACGCCGGCGGAAGCACACGAAAGCAAGAAGCGGUGGUGGUCCGGGUACGAAUGGAACGGUGGCAGCAGCAGCCCAAGUCCAGGUGGCCAACAAUACUCAGAACGUGAGCAAUUCCUCGCCAAGCGAACUCAACUUUGACGGAGACUCGUCGCAGCGGAUGAGUCCGUACACGUACAACCCGCACUACUAUGCCGGAGCGAACAACGUGCUGAACACGCCGGAGUCAAGCCCGACGCAGAGUCCCGAACCGAUCGUGCCGGCUUCGGCGGCGAUGGUGAGUGGAGGAAGGAAACAGGGUGCGAACUCCUCGGUGGAUGUUGGUCAGAAGAUGGACGACGUGUCGUCCGCGCUGCCAACGCCGGAGAUGAGUCCGCUCGAGCUGGAGAAGGAAUCGUACAAUGGACUGCACCCGAGCCAUAGCUAUGACGAUCUGAAGAGCAAACAGAAACUCAACUACGAAAGCUACCACAACAACCACAUCAAGAGCGAACAGAAACUGCCCGCGACGUUCCCCAAUAGCUACCACGAUCAUGACGGUGAGAUCAAGCGGGAGUACAACCCGUACAUGAACUCCAGCGUGGAGAAGCGGUACACUUACGAGCCGGCCACCAGCAUGUCCAACGGAAUGCACCACGACAAGCGAGCCUAUCUGGCUGCGACGUCCGGCUCGACGACCACCACCGCCAUGGUCAACGGCAUGUACGUCAUGUGCACGAAUCGAAGCAUUCUGGACCAGGGCCACAUCGUCACCGGUACGUACUUCCCACCGCUCGCCACGUCCGAGGAUCACCAGACGCUCGGUACCACCCUAACCACCAGCCAUGUGCCGCAUCUCAGUACAAACAGCAAUAGCAGUAGCAGUAAUCACAACAACAAUAGCAACAACAACAACAACCCCGCCAGCAACGGUUCCACCCUGCCCAAGUCCAGCAAUGGACUGCUAAGCAGUGUCCACCUCGGCGGCGGCAACCCAGCCCAGAUCCCAACGUCUCAACCGUCCCAAAACUCCCUCACCGCGGAACAAAUCAACAGCUACUACGGCGUCAACUCCAUCUCGUCCGCCCUGCCCGCCUACUCGUACGCCUACAAGGACUACGGCAUCACGUACGAGACGCACCCAAUGGCCCAGGACGAGGGCAUGGACUCGCGCGAGCUGGACAAGUACCUGAAAUACCCGGACAGCAAUCACAACUUCAACAGCUACGAGUCGUACCAUUACGGCCACCCGCAAACCGAUUACUACAACUAUCACCAGCAGAACGCGUCGCUACUGGCGCAACAGCAGCAGCAGCAGCAGCAACAACAGCAAUCCCAACAACAGCAGCAACAAUUAUCGCUGGGAGCGGCAUCCCCUGCGGGAAGUAACCAUGGUUCAACGGGGACGGGUGCCGUGACCACUCCGGUGGCGCUGUACGCGGUACCGCUGCAACAUUCGCAGCUUGCUGCGCAGCAGCAACAGCAGCAACAACACCAACAACAGCAACAGCAGCAGCAGCAGCAACAGCUAGCUGCGGGUCAUCAUCCUGGUCAUCCUGCGCAUGGUAUGGCCGAUAUCUAUGUGACCAGUGAGCAGUUGAAGGAUGAUGAGUUUAGCAAUAUACUGGCUGGUGUGAGGAAGACGUGCUAUAGUAACUAGAGCAGGGGUUUGUGAGAAAAGUGGUGGAUGGCAAUGAUUCGAGUCGAUGUGGAAGAAAAGUAUACGAAAUUCUAUUUAUGGUUUGUUUUUAAAUCUUUUGAA